AUGGAGAGGAAGGACUCGGGGUGCUGUGAGGCCCCCAAGAAGCUGGGUCUGUCCUUCUCCAUCGAGGAGAUCUUAAAGAGGCCCGCCGAGAGGAGCGACGGGGGCAGGGGGACCGGGCAAGCUGCCGUUGCAGGCUCCAGGCUGGAGAGGCCCCCUCAGGACCAGCCCCAGGAGGAGAGGAAGAGCAAACGGAGGGUCCGAACCACCUUCACCACAGAGCAGCUGCAUGAGCUGGAGAAGCUCUUCCGCUUCACCCACUACCCAGACAUCCACGUCCGCAACCAGCUGGCAGCCAGGAUCAACCUCCCAGAAGCUCGGGUGCAGAUCUGGUUCCAGAAUCAGCGAGCCAAAUGGCGGAAGCAGGAGAAAAUGGGCAAUCUUGAGGUCCCGCAGCAGCCUAGUGAGGCGGACGUGGCCCCAGCCACACAGCUGGACGUGGCCGGCCCCCGGCUGCCGCCUCCUGCGCUGUCCAGGCUGGUGCCUCCCCCGGGGUGUUAUCCGCCGGAUCAAGGUCAGCUGGCCUCUGCCUGGUUUCCUGCUGGAAUCACUCUCCUCCCACACCACCCAUGGGAGACACCACCUCUCCCGGGCCCUGUCAUCCUGCAGACCUGCGUCCCCGCCCUCUGCUUCCUUCCACCUCCACACCCCAGAUGGGGCAGCAUCUGUGCCACCUCCACAUAG
Molecule: messenger RNA, 681 nt
Organism: Myotis lucifugus (little brown bat)
Lineage: Eukaryota; Metazoa; Chordata; Mammalia; Chiroptera; Vespertilionidae
Gene: ISX
Product: intestine specific homeobox
Exons: 4
Coding region: 1-681 (226 amino acids)
Biological process (GO): regulation of transcription by RNA polymerase II
Molecular function (GO): RNA polymerase II transcription regulatory region sequence-specific DNA binding; DNA-binding transcription factor activity, RNA polymerase II-specific
Source: RefSeq, a predicted model, not a curated record